CAAACUUCAAAUAUCUUUGCUUUCAAAACAUGCGUUGAUUCUCUGAAGUGCAGAAUUUAAAGUAUGUUGCACUAGCUAGCGCAAACUAUUAGCUAUCUAUUUCAGUUGGUUUCUUUAGUGUCGAAAACACAUGCAGUCAGUGCAUCAUUUAUUUCAGUGGUGAACAAUUUAAACGCUAGAGACAGUGACAAUACCUAACCUACUUCUGAAACGCGGAAGUCAAGUUAUUACUCUGAGGUGAACUCAUUCAUAAGAGGUCUGGAGCUAGAAGUGGGACGGUAUUUGGGAGGCAUGAGUGGUACGGUCCGUCAGAUCAGUGUGGUGUUGGACCCAAGCAUCCCCUAUUUCCUGCGGGUGGACUGGGCCGAAGACCUGGGUGCUGGUUUCACUCUCGCCCUCAGUAACGGCAGCUCGUCCUGGAUCGGAGAAGUACCAGAGGAGGAGAUGACUGGGAAAGCCACAGAGUUGGGAGUGAAAAGGGAGAAAUAUGUGGAAGAUCUUCAUCAGGCACUGACCGGAGGAGGAGAAAGCGAAAGAGGAAGAGGAAGAGUGGCAGAAAAGGAGGAGUACCUGUUCCACCUCUCCUCUGACCACGGUUGUCUGUCGUAUGACAAGAAGACCCAGAGAGGCGUUUUGGUGAACAUGGGUGCAGUGGAGCUGCACCCUGCCCCUGUGGAUCUCAACAGGGAGAUGAUAGCCCACACUCUGGAGCACAGCGCUGACCUGGAGACAGAGAACAGACGGCUGCAGGAGAAGAAUCAGACACUCCGGCAGGAGCGGCAGCACCUCCUUGCAGAUCUGGAGAAGCAUGUCCAGGAGAUGGAGACAAUGGAGGGAGACCUGUUUUCUCGUUUCAUCAUGCUGCUUAAUGAGAAGAAGGGCAAGAUCAGGGCCCUGCAGGAGACCAUCAGACACGUCCAACAGCGGGUGGAAGAGCAGGAGAACCACCGGGUAACUGGGGUAACUGUCAAAUCCAAGGCUGGAGACAGCAUUAAGGAGGAGGAGGACCUGCCUCAGAGCUUCCACCCAUCUCAGGCACCCACCGUGCUCAUCAGAGGUGUUCUUCCAUUGGUUCUCACUUUCAUUUGUUCCACCAAGAUGGAAGCAUGGCACAUGCCAAUUCACAAAUAAAUGUAAGAAAAAAUCUCACCUAGCCCAUCAGAAGACAAGGAGAUGCUUUUACCAUAUUGAAUGUACCUAUCCUAUCAUUUCAGAUCUCCACAAGGGUAUAAGGGAUUGGGUCUAGGAGUCCAUUUGGAAUUUGGAGUAUGACUAUAAAAGGACAUUGUGUGUCAAUCAAUCAAGCACCCCAUUGGUCUGUGGAAGUGUCAUUUUGCCUUGGCCGACACCCACAGAGAGGUGCCAAGAAGCAUUCUUAACCACAGGGUUCACCUAUAGCUUUCUAGAUCACUGUGCAGUUCAGGAACACUGACAUAGCAGCUUCUACCUGUGGUAAAAUAUGAUUCAUGUGUGCUCUAUUAAGUUACAGUAGUGUGACCAACACUCUUAUUGGUCCACUCCAGCACCACGAGCACAAGCAACAGUUUGGGUGGGGUGUUCAACUGGGUUUCAUUUUUCGCCCAUUCCCUUUACUGCUCAUGAUGCCAUAGGUCAUGAUAUGAAUUACCAUGACGACAUAUAGGUC
Molecule: messenger RNA, 1645 nt
Organism: Oncorhynchus kisutch (coho salmon)
Lineage: Eukaryota; Metazoa; Chordata; Actinopteri; Salmoniformes; Salmonidae
Product: DNA repair protein XRCC4
Exons: 7
Coding region: 292-1131 (279 amino acids)
Biological process (GO): immunoglobulin V(D)J recombination; response to X-ray; double-strand break repair via nonhomologous end joining
Cellular component (GO): DNA-dependent protein kinase-DNA ligase 4 complex; nucleus; DNA ligase IV complex
Molecular function (GO): DNA binding
Source: RefSeq, a predicted model, not a curated record